Molecule: messenger RNA, 1515 nt
Organism: Recurvomyces mirabilis
Lineage: Eukaryota; Fungi; Ascomycota; Dothideomycetes; Mycosphaerellales; Teratosphaeriaceae
Gene: TNA1
Product: High-affinity nicotinic acid transporter
Exons: 6
Coding region: 1-1515 (504 amino acids)
Biological process (GO): transmembrane transport
Cellular component (GO): plasma membrane
Molecular function (GO): transmembrane transporter activity
Source: RefSeq, a predicted model, not a curated record
AUGAACGGCACCACAAUGCGCUUCAGCAACGAAGAGAAGGAUGUCUCGCCUGCAGGCUCAUAUCCAGAAGCGUCGGGAUAUGGCGACUACCCAACCACGGGCGAGUACGACGACGACCUCCAUGUCGAGUGCCCACCACACACCACGGAGCGCAAGCUCGUGUCGCGCAUCGACCUCCAUGUCAUUCCAUGUCUGUGCAUAAUGUACUUGCUCGCCUUUCUGGACCGAGUGAAUAUUGCCAACGCCAACGUCUAUGGCCUCGCGAAGCAACUCCACCUCACCGGCGACCAGUACAACAUCGCCCUGGUCAUCUUCUUUGUGCCAUACAUUCUGUUCGAAAUUCCCAGCAACCUCAUACUCAAACGGCUCCGACCGCAUGUAUGGCUCUCAAUCAACAUGUUCUUGUUCGGUUUCGCCAUGAUCAUGCAAGGCAUUGUCAAGUCCUUUGGAGGCCUACUGGCUACUCGAUUCUUCCUCGGGCUGUUCGAAGCUUCAAUGUUCCCUGGUUGCUUUUAUAUCAUUGGCAUGUGGUACCGUCGUCACGAAGCGCAGAAGCGAUACACCUUUUUCUUCAGCAGUACCACUCUUGCUGGCGCUUUCGGUGGUCUCUUGGCGGCCGCCAUUGGCAAGAUGGAUGGCGUAGGCAAUUAUACUGGCUGGCGCUGGAUCUUCAUCCUAGAAGGCCUCCUUACCGCAGUGGUAGCGAUCUUGUUCUUCUUCCUACUUCCCGACUUUCCCGAGGAGUCGAAAUGGCUGUCCCCUGAGGAGAAAGCAUACGUCGCUGCCCGUCUCCGUGCCGACCAAGGCCGUUCGGCUCGCGAACGCCAAAUCACUGCCAAGGACGUGGGUAGGGUGUUCACAGACUGGAAGGUCAUCGCUGGCGGCUUUAUGUACUUCGGCCUGAUCGUACCAGCUUAUGGCUACGCUUACUUCUCUCCUGCCAUCAUCAAAAGCUACGGAUACGGCCCGAUCCAGACUCAACUUCACAGCGUACCUCCAUGGGCUGCAGCCUUCGGUUUCGCUAUGAUCAUCGCGACUCUAUCGGAUUGGACGAAGAAACGAGCUCCAUUUGCUAUCGGAUGCAUUUGCGUAGCUAUAGCAGGCUUCAGUAUUCUCAUUUCUGUCCACAACAACAAGAAGCUAGAGUAUGCUGCACUGUUUCUGGUGGCUAUGGGCGCAUAUAGUGCUAUGCCCGUCAUCGUUUGCUGGUUCAACAUGAAUCUUGGUGGUCAUCAUAGAAGGUCCGUGGGUGCGGCUUGGCAGGUUGGGUUUGGCAACAUAGGCGGUAUCAUUGCCACUUGGGCUUUCCUGGCCAAGGAUGCACCUAAGUAUAUCACAGGAUACUCGAUCUGCCUGUCAUUCACAGUUUUGAGCAUUCUUGCUUGCAUUUGUUAUGGGACUGGAUGUUACCUGCAGAACAGAAAGCGAAGCAAAACAACGCACGAUCUGAGCCUGACAGAGUACGAGAAGACAGAGCUUGGUGAUAUGAGUCCAGAAUAUCGAUAUAUGCUGUGA